AUGAGGCUCGAUCUAGUACUUGACAGAGUUAUCUGCGCUCUGGCACUCGUCUCAGGCACCGACGCAGCGGCAGUCUGUCCUCGCGCGUCAAAAGGAUGCGGACAGGCUCACACAUUCGUUGGAGAAUCUCGGGAGUUCACCUUUGAGAGUGACGGCAUCAACCGCACAUACCGAAUCCAUCUGCCGAAAAGUUAUGACAAGGAUCACCCCCAGCCUCUGUUCCUCUUCUACCACGGCAAAGGAGGGCAGCCAAAGGACAUCGAGUAUGGGACUCAAUUGUCCACUGAAGAGGUUAACCCAAAUAUGGUCGCCGUAUAUCCUGCCGGCGUCAAUAAAUCUUGGCAAGGCCCGACUUAUGCAAAGCCAGGUGUCAAUGACCUGAAAUUCACCGAUGAUCUCGUAAACCGUAUAAAAAGUGACUACUGCAUCGAUGAGAGCCGCAUCUACGCUGGAGGCCACUCGAAUGGCGGCGGCUUCGUCGGUCUUCUAGCCUGCUCGAAAGAAGGGGGCCACUUCGCCGCCUUCGCCCCGUCUGCCGCAGCAUUGUAUACCGAUGUCAACGACCAAUCCUGCACUCCUGCGCGCUCCCCUCUGCCCAUAAUGGAGACACAUGGGACUGCCGACAAGACGAUUCCCUAUGAGGGAGGCAAGGGCGCGGGAGGGCCUCUCCCUGCUAUUCCCGAUUGGUUGUCUCGUUGGGCGAAAAGAAAUGAGUGCGAUGAGCCCAAGACAUCCGAUAAGGGGAAAGGAGUCACUCUACAAGAGUGGAAGUGCGGCGGCAAAGAAAAUGCGCUACGUCACUGGAAACUAAAAGAUCAAGGGCACGAUUACCCGGGUCGGAAUAAUGAGCACAUGUGGUUAUCACCCAAGAUCAUCGAGUUCUUUAAUGCCCACAAGAAGCCUUGA
Messenger RNA from Clonostachys rhizophaga, 906 nucleotides. Lineage: Eukaryota; Fungi; Ascomycota; Sordariomycetes; Hypocreales; Bionectriaceae. The record is from the annotation of a GenBank genome assembly.